Messenger RNA from Astyanax mexicanus (Mexican tetra), 3205 nucleotides. RefSeq names its product paternally-expressed gene 3 protein. Lineage: Eukaryota; Metazoa; Chordata; Actinopteri; Characiformes; Acestrorhamphidae. The coding region runs from base 212 to 1291 and encodes 359 amino acids. The record is from RefSeq and is a predicted model, not a curated record. The transcript has 6 exons.
GUAGAGCAGCUCUUUGAGUUCUAUCUGUCUGCAGUCCUUCAUUCCUCUUUCAGUUUCUCUCACAGGAGAAGAACCAACACCACCUGCGCUCAACACAGGGAAAUACAUUAUCUGGCACAGUCAUCUUUGGUCCUCGACCUACAAACAGCGCCCGAGACAAAACAUUCAGAAGAGAAGAAUUCAGCUCAGCUCUCACGCCUCUCAAAUCAGCAUGCAGCCUCCAGCGUAUUCCCUCGUGGACAAUAGUAGUGCAGUGCUGAUGCCUCCACCAUACCCUGGCCCACCUGUGGCGUCAGGCGGCUAUGUACAGGAAGUGAUAACAGAGAAAAAGGAAGUUAUAUUCCAGCCUGGGGCCCAGACUACCAUGAUCCAACAACCGGCCCAACAGGGGGUCAGUGUAGUCCAGCCCGGGGUCCAGACUACCAUGAUCCAACAACCGGUCCAACAAGGACUCACUGUAGUCCAGCCUGGGGCCCAGACCACCAUGAUCCAACAACCGGCCCAACAGGGGGUCACUGUAGUCCAGCCUGGGGCCCAGACUACCAUGAUCCAACAAACGGCCCAACAGGGGGUCACUGUAGUCCAGCCUGGGGCCCAGACUACGAUGAUCCAACAACCGGCCCAACAGGGGGUCACUGUAGUCCAGCCUGGGGCUCAGACUACAUACAUCCAACAACCGGCCCAACAAGGGGUCACUGUAGUUCAGCCUGGGGCCCAAACUACCAUGAUACAACAACCGGCCCAACAAGGGGUCACUGUAGUUCAGCCUGGGGCCCAAACUACCAUGAUACAACAACCGGCCCAACAAGAGGUCACUGUAGUCCAGCCUGGGGCCCAGACUACAUACAUCCAACAACCGGCCCAACAGGGGGUCACUGUAGUCCAGCCUGGGGCCCAGACUACAUACAUCCAACAACCGGCCCAACAAGGGGUCACUGUAGUCCAGCCUGCGGCUCAGACUACAUACGUCCAACAACCAGCCCAACAAGGGGUCACUGUAGUCCAGUCGGCAGCCCAGCCUGCAUUGGUCCAACAAAUGUCCAAACUAGCGGUCAGUGUUACCCAGCCUGCGCCCCAGACUACAUACAUCCAACAACAGGUCCAAUCUCCAGGAGUGGUUUAUCAGUCUGCACCUCAACCACAAAUUGUGUACCAGCAGUCUCGGGUUCAAUCCACUAUAGUCCAGCCUGCAGCUACUGUAAUCCAGCCCCAGUUUCUACCCACCGUGGUCCAGCAAGCAAGUGUGUACCAGGCCCCAGCAGCCUCCCAAGUGGUGUAUCGCUAUAUGUGAUCCCAUUCCCAUCCAGCUGGAGGACACCAUCAGGAGAACCUGGAGGAACCCAAAGAACACGGAGAACUCCAGCCUGCGUCAAUCAAUAGUACAACAUGAUUUAGAUACAUAUAUUCUUCAAAAUCUAGGGGAUUUAAAGUUAUCUUAUGGAAAAAAUAUAUAUUGUAUUUUAAAGGAAAAUCAAUUUUUGGGCUUUUACAAGAAGAAGAAAUGUUAAAUAGACGUGUAUAUUUGGUGACUGGAUUUUUUUAUACAGCUGCUUGCUUGAUAUAAUGUUUAAAAAAUGUUUAAAGUACGAAAGUCCGAAGAUGCCAUGAGUUGAUAAUAUAUAGAUAAAUAUAUAUACACACUGCAAAAAAUCCAUUGGUAAAUUAAGACAAAUAUGCAAAUUAAGACAAGUAUAUGUAUAUUAGCCAAAAAAAUCUGCCAAUGGGAUAAGCAAAAUUUUCUUAGUAAGAUUUCUUACAAAAAGCAAUGGCAAAGUCUCAAAAUGAGUAACACCUAAAUCAAGCAAAAAAAGUCACUGUUUUUGGACACAAGAAUCAGAAUAACGUAAUAAAGUAAGAAUAAUUAAGAUAAUUAUCCCUAAAACAAGCAAAAUAAUCUAACACUUACAAUGCUUAGGAAGACAAAUGUGACGUGGGGAUGAGACGGGAGGCGGAUUUAUAAGCGGGUAAGAACAAUACUUUAAUAAAUAACAAAUAAACAAAUAAACAAACAGGGGAAUAACGAAUAAAUAUAUAUACAUAAACAAACAGGGAAAACCAACACAGAGCUAAGCUAAACAGAUAAGUGGCUAAACUAAACAGAUAAUAACAAAACAGGGCUAGGGAUAUAUACAGAGUAAAAAUAAGUGAAAAAUAUACCAAACAAAGAAAUAACGUGACUAAGAAAUAUACCUGACAAAUAACAGACUAGAAAUAAACAAUAGCGUGUAAAUACAAGAACAUAGAAAGAGCAAUAACGUGACGUAGUAAACAAUAGCAAACGUGGCGAGACAAACGACAGAGGAAGGUGCAAAGACCGACCGAGGACAAGGUGGCAGAGGAGGGCUAUUUAUAGUAACACCUGGGGAAGGGGCGGAGCUACAAAUUAGACACACGUGACGGAAAAUUACAGGAGAAACACAGGGGAACAGAGCGAGACCGUGACAACAAAACGUUUUAUCAGAGAAGAAAAUAAGAUUUAUUGCCUUAAAUUUAGAAAAUUUUACUUGCUAAGAUUUAGUUUUUUGCAGUGUAGUGGUUUCUGGUUAAGAGUAUGCUGCGCACGAUUGGCUGCUGCCAAUGUUGAAUGGUGCUAUAUAAGUGUAACUGUAUCUCGUAGUGAGUAGAGUAGAAUGGAUUUGGGACACAGCCCUUUGUAAGUUUGUCAGUUUGCAUGCAGUUUAAGAACGCAGUGUCGAUUAGUGAACAUCCACAGAUAAUCUUAAAUAAUACGAGAAAUCAUGUUUUUGAUUAAACGUAAUUUAAUAAAAACCUAAGGUUAGGCUUCAUCAUAUGACCUCUAUCACUGGUAUCAGUGAUUAAUUGUGGUUUAAAUAGUGCUUGUGAUAAUCAGCAUAGUGAAAUCUUGAUUAAGAGCUAUACGUAUGUACAGUGUGAAUGUGGAAUGGUGGGUUAAGGAAUGCAGACUGGGCAGAAACCAGUAAAUCUGCUCUACACAAAAAGCUCAUUGUACAACAAUCACAAAAAUGCCCUCAGUUCUGUUUUAUCUUUAUUACAAUGUGCAGGCUAGGAUUCAUCUGCUCCAGAUACACACUGUGCAUCAUCUUUUAUCAUAUUUAAAGAGAAAUAAUAACUGAUAAAUAACUUUAAAAGGUCAUUGUGAAUUCUCCUGUACUGACUGUACUGUACCUGCGUUGUACACUGUCUUUGUGUUGUAAUGACUCUGAAUUAAAACACUUUAAAUGCA